UGAAUGUCAUUUGCCACUGAUGUCAUUGUGAUUUUGAAGUUUAUUUUUUAUAAAUUUUGUCAGCUGUUCUAUGGUGACGCUGUACGCCAUUUUAGGAAGAGAUUCAUUGAAGAAUCCUCAGUUAUCGUUGCCAUCCAAGUCGAAAAAUCUUCAAGAAUCAUGACGACUGGAAUGCCGGAGCUAGGCUCCAAGAUAAGUCUGAUAUCGAAGGCUGAUAUUCGUUAUGAGGGACGAUUAUUCACAGUUGAUCCACAAGAAUGUACUAUAGCUUUGGCGUCCGUACGUUCCUUCGGCACAGAAGACCGGGAAACCCAGUACCCGGUCCCGGCUCAAAACCAAGUGUACGACUACAUCCUCUUCCGCGGCUCCGACAUCAAAGACAUCCGCGUCAUCAACAAUGUCGCCCAUCCGCAGCCGCUCAACGAUCCGGCCAUCAUGCAACUGUCCGUGCCGCCCACCUUGGGCGGUCAGACCUUCCAGGCGCACCCCGUGCUAGGCCCCAUGGGUCCCCAGAUGGGCCAGUUCGGCGGGGCGUAUGGCGCCAUCGGGGCGGCCAUGGGCGGCCUCGGGGCAGGCAUGGGGCCCGGCCUGGGCAGCAUGCAGCGGGACUCGAGAGGGAUGGGCAACUCCAAAGCAAGUGAGUUGAUUAUGGGCGGACCUGCCGCUCCCGGCGUUCUGUCGCCACCUAUCGAGCCCCCCGCGCAAGUCAAUCACGCCUCAGUUCUAGACCUCAUCGGCGGCGGCGGCGGCGGCUCGAGGAGCACGACGCCCGUGAGCGUCGGCUCGCGCAAGUCGCCCACCGCCGACCAGGGCGUGCAGGCGGGGGGCGGCGGAGGUGGCCCCAGGGAGGACAAGAAGGUGGUGAGGCCGAUCCAGCCGCCCGGGCAGCAGCAGCAGCGGAACGGGCAGAGUCAGGCGGGGCAGGGCCAGCAGCAGAGGAGGAAGUCGAGGGAGAGGCGGGGAUCGUCGAAGGAUAGGGAUGAGAACAACAGAUCGGUAGGCAACCGCUCCCAUCAGCAAAACAAUCAGGGUUAUCAUCAAAAUAAUCAUGGGUAUCACCACCAAAACUCUCAGGGAGGCUACCACCAGAACUCUCAGGGAUAUCCACAAAACAAUCAGGGCUACCAACAGCAACACCAAGGCUACAACUCUAACUACAGAAUGGAGCAGCAGCAGCACAACCAGUCCGGCUCGAGAGGCAACUGGGCGAACAGGGGCGGCCAGCAGAUGCGGCCGAGGGGCAGGCCGCGAGGCGGCGGCUUCAGGAACAAUGGCCCCAAUCAGGGGGGCAACGGCGGCGGCAACCGGCCGAGGAACACGCUGAAGUUCGAGAACGACUACGACUUCGAGCAGGCCAACACGGAGUUUGAGGAGUUGAGAAGUCAGUUGGUCAAGGUGAAAAUCGACGAGGCGAGCAGUACGGCGAGCGCGAAAAGCGGCGACACGAACGGCGUCGUCGUCGUCGACGUCGACAGCAAGAAGGACGACUCGGGCAACGAGACGGGCGCCGGCGACACCGAGCAGGAGGAGGAGCACGAGUCGUUCUACGACAAGAAGAAGUCCUUCUUCGACAUGAUAUCGUGCGAGGCGGUGGAGAGGGCGAAAGGCAAGUCGCAGAGGACGGAUUGGCGGGUGGAGAGGAAGCUGAAUUCGGAGACGUUCGGAGUGUCGUCGACGAGGAGGGGACAUUACAGGGGUCGCGGAGGUUACCGAGGCAUGGGCUACCGAGGAGGCUACAGGCAGAACAACUACAGGCAACCGCAACGCAACAACAGGGACCAGCAGCAGCAACAACAGCAACAGUCGUCAUCGUCGACGACUGCCCCUCAGCAACAACAACAAGGUAAUACUUCGACAGAACAACAACACGAGAAACAGGAAGUCGCGGAAAUUAAGUCAGGCACGGAAAUCGCCCUAAUAACAAAGCAGGCGUCGAUUAAUGACGAGGUCGCUUCCGUUGACGCGUUGGAAGAUGCGCCUAGUCAGGCGUGCGAACUGAAGAACAUACCAGAACCUGUAAUGUAAAAUAGAAGAUAUGCCAAGAAGAAAACCUGACAUCAACCAGAUGAAACUGUAUUGUUAGGACAGUGUGAAGUUUUAGUGAUCUGUGAUUUAUUGAAAAAAUUGUAUAACGAGGACACAUGGCAGGUUGCAUAGGUGUUACAUCAGAGAAAUAAAAAAAUAUUCUUAUAUUUCUGACGACUGUAGCGAAAAAUUCCAAUUAUAAUCUAAAGAUCUAAAGUAAAAUAGGACUUGUAAUGUGUGGUAGGUUGUAUAGGAUGUUGCUGUAGGAAACAGAGUAAGCAUUGACAAAUUUGCUGGUUUAAAUUUGUGAUCUCAUCUGGAGAAUAUUUAAUGAAUAAUUAGAAUUCGAGAUAUGAGAAUAUCAUUCUGUCUCCUAACGUUAGCAUACCAAAACUUAAUGUAAGGUUAUGUGGCAAAUAUACUCUUACAGUUGACAGAUCUUGAGAUUUGUAAAGCAAUCUGUUUGAGCGUAGCUUGAAACAUAACCAAAAUUCAAGGUCAGUCCUUUUUUCAUUUAUCAAUAACUCCUAUUAUGAAUGUAUUUGAAAUUGGCUGAAAUGACACUCAAAGGCUAAGUAACACCAAUAGAAAUAAUGGUUUGUGGUUGAAAAAAGAACUAAUUUUUGCCAAAGUUCAAUUUUUUUCAUUGUUAUGAGAAUUGACAAAUAUUGUAUACUGACGAGUUCUUGAAUAUUUGUUAGCACAAAAUAAAAUAAUAUUGGAAAGUUGCAAGGUUAUUUGGGUAAAACUGCAUUUUUGGAUGUUUUUGAAUUGGGUAAAAAAUUCUUUUUGUUUAUUUUUCUUUAAUUUUUGCGUUUUUUGUUUGGUUGGGUUGGUGCUUACAAAUAUUCAAUCUUGAAAAUUACAAGAUUCCAUCUGUUGGUGGGUCAGUAUUGUAAACGAGUUGGUCCCAAAUUAUUUAUGUAUAUUCUCCAUUGAACUUUAUAUUGUAGCUUUAUAUUUCCAUAAGAGAGAUUUUUCAUUUUUUAUUGUGUGAAUGGCAUUUUAACUUAUGAGGUGAUUAAAUUAUUGAGUUCAAAUAGAAUGUUUUUCCACAUGAUUUGUUGUAAACUUGAUAACUAUUGUUGAUAUAGACUUUUCUAUUAAGUAAUUUGAAAUAAAAAUAUUUACAGUAGUUUUUUUUUAUACUUUCGAA
Molecule: messenger RNA, 3181 nt
Organism: Phaedon cochleariae (mustard beetle)
Lineage: Eukaryota; Metazoa; Arthropoda; Insecta; Coleoptera; Chrysomelidae
Source: the annotation of a GenBank genome assembly